Molecule: messenger RNA, 1629 nt
Organism: Prunus persica (peach)
Lineage: Eukaryota; Viridiplantae; Streptophyta; Magnoliopsida; Rosales; Rosaceae
Product: cation/H(+) antiporter 4
Exons: 3
Coding region: 1-1629 (542 amino acids)
Biological process (GO): proton transmembrane transport; regulation of pH
Cellular component (GO): membrane; endomembrane system
Molecular function (GO): antiporter activity
Source: RefSeq, a predicted model, not a curated record
AUGGCCAACAAAAAUAUUUCAACUUUGGAGGAAGAUGUCAUCGCACUGCACAAGGUCAAUGAAACUUUCUUCAAUGUUUGCUUCAGCUCACCACCCAAUAUGGAAUUUGGUGGCAACUGGGAUGAUGUCUUUAAAUCUCCGGUGCCGCUAACUGGCAUACUGCUUGGACCUUCAAUCAAAGACAAGUCUGGCAAAGAAUCCUUGUUUCCACUCCUCAGUCAAGAUGCGAUUGGCACGGCAUCGGUGUUUGGUUACGCUUUUUUCAUGUUUCUAACAGGGGUGAAAAUGGAUGUAGGCAUGAUAAAGAAAACAGGACACAAAGCUUUAACAAUUGGUAUUUUGUCACUUGUAGUGCCCAUAAUAUGUGGCUUGUUAACCGCCUUUGCUUGCGCAUAUGUCUUCAAGGAAGAAGAAGAUGACAAGGUUUUUUUUGUGGCAGCGACGCAUUCUCUGACUUCAUUUGCAGUUGUUUCUAGCCUUCUUCAGGACCUCAAACUCCUAAAUUCGGAACUAGGCCGGUUGGGACUAUCUUCCGGCCUGGUCAGUGACAUGAUCAAUGUGAUUGCAACAAGUACUGCUAGCUUUAUCAGAGUUUCCAUGGGAACCGGACAACCAAUAUACAAAAUUUACGGGGACAUUUUCUCACUUAUUGCCUAUAUUCUUGCGGUAGUGUUCAUCAUUCGUCCUGCCCUGUUUUGGAUUGUGAAACAUACACCAGCAGGCAGGCCUGUUAAGGAUGUGUACAUAUAUGCCAUCUUUCUAAUGGUUCUGUUGUCUGGCGUUCUUUCUGAUAUGUUUGACCAAACUGUGCUUUUAGGUCCUUUCAUUUUGGGUUUGGCAGUUCCAGAUGGACCACCAUUAGGCGCUGCUAUAGUGAAAAAGUUUGAUUGGUUUUUCUCUGGAGUUUUCACGCCACUAUUUGUGACUAUAUGCGCAAUGAAGGCUGACCUUUCGUCCAUCGGAGAUGAUCGUAAAUUGUUAACGCUGGACAUUGUCCUUCUGGUGGUAACUUUUUUGUCCAAAGUAAUGGCCAGUUUUGUACCAUCUUUGAUUUGCAAGAUGCCCUUCAAUGAUGCUCUUGCAAUUGGUUUCGUAAUGAGCUCCAAGGGCGUAGUUGAGUUGGCAUCAUACUCCUUAUUCCAUGACUAUAAGACUAUUGAUGAUCAAACUUUCGCGGUGCUGCUCGUUAGUGUUCUGAUUAUAGCAAUACUGGUGCCUAGCAUGGUUAACUACUUGUAUGAUCCUUCGAGGAAAUAUGCAGGCUACCAGAAAAGGAACAUCAUCGAUAUGAAACCGAAUGCUGAGCUCCGAAUACUUGCAUGUAUUCACUCACAAUACGAUGUUGCUCCUGUCAUCAACCUUCUUGAUGUUUCAUGUCCAACUGGAGGGAGUCCAAUUUCUGUCAAUGCCCUUCACCUUAUUGAGCUUGUUGGCAGAGCCUCCCCUGUUUUCAUUGCCCACCACAUUCAUGAAAAGGUUACAUUUAACGUUCACUUUAGCGAAAAAGUCAUCGGCCCCUUCAACCAGUAUCAACUCAACAAUCAAGGCGCUGUAUCAGCAAACAUAUUUACAGCAAUCUCACCAUCCAACAUAAUGCAUGAGGAUAUAUGCACACUAUUGGAAGUAUAG